Molecule: messenger RNA, 2114 nt
Organism: Chlorocebus sabaeus (green monkey)
Lineage: Eukaryota; Metazoa; Chordata; Mammalia; Primates; Cercopithecidae
Gene: IDH3B
Product: isocitrate dehydrogenase (NAD(+)) 3 non-catalytic subunit beta
Biological process (GO): tricarboxylic acid cycle; isocitrate metabolic process
Cellular component (GO): mitochondrion
Molecular function (GO): NAD binding; magnesium ion binding; oxidoreductase activity, acting on the CH-OH group of donors, NAD or NADP as acceptor
Source: RefSeq, a predicted model, not a curated record
GAAACCCCACACACACCUCCCAUGGUUGUACUGUGUUCCUCCAGAGCCUGACAUACAGGUAUUCAGUGAGUACUGGUUAAAAGAAUAACAAACGCAUUGACACAAUUUUAACAGCUUCCCAAGGAUUUUCUCUCAAUCUCUUGUUAAGUUCAGCUCCUCGUCUGAUAAACAUGACGUUACAUUUUCCCCCCUAAUGUUAUUUUGAAGUUUCCACGUAGAUUAAAUAUGGCGACUGAAAAUAAAUCAAGAGACAAAGUGCUCGCGCAUCCCAUGACCUCCCCACCGGCAAGAAAGAGGAGAAACAGGCGUGAGCAAGCAGCGCUGGUUGGCGCAGAGAGAGAAGUACCAGGCACUCAGCACAGGCCGGAAGUCGGGGUAGAGGGCCGCGCCAGCUUCAGGCGUCACUUCUCACGCGACUUUCUGCGGGAAACAUGGCGGCACUGAGCGGUGUCCGCUGGCUGACCCGAGCGUUGGUCUCCGCCGGGAACCCUGGGGCAUGGAGAGGUCUGAGUACCUCGGCCGCGGCGCACGCUGCAUCGCGGAGCCAGGCCGAGGACGUGAGGGUGGAGGGCUCCUUUCCCGUGACCAUGCUUCCGGGAGACGGUGUGGGACCUGAGCUGAUGCACGCCGUCAAGGAGGUGUUCAAGGCUGCCGCUGUCCCAGUGGAGUUCCAGGAGCACCACCUGAGUGAGGUGCAGAAUAUGGCAUCUGAGGAGAAGCUGGAGCAGGUGCUGAGUUCCAUGAAGGAGAAUAAAGUGGCCAUCAUUGGAAAGAUUCAUACUCCGAUGGAGUAUAAGGGGGAGCUAGCCUCCUAUGAUAUGCGGCUGAGGCGUAAGUUGGACUUGUUUGCCAACGUAGUCCAUGUGAAGUCACUUCCUGGGUAUAUGACUCGGCACAACAAUCUAGACCUGGUGAUCAUUCGAGAGCAGACCGAAGGGGAGUACAGCUCUCUGGAACAUGAGAGUGCAAGGGGUGUGAUUGAGUGUUUGAAGAUUGUCACACGAGCCAAGUCUCAGCGGAUUGCAAAGUUCGCCUUUGACUAUGCCACCAAGAAAGGGCGGAGCAAGGUCACUGCUGUCCACAAGGCCAACAUCAUGAAACUUGGGGAUGGGUUGUUCCUGCAGUGCUGCGAGGAAGUUGCUGAACUGUACCCCAAAAUCAAAUUUGAGACAAUGAUCAUAGACAACUGCUGCAUGCAGCUGGUGCAGAAUCCUUACCAGUUUGAUGUGCUCGUGAUGCCCAAUCUCUAUGGGAACAUUAUUGACAAUCUGGCUGCUGGCCUGGUUGGGGGAGCUGGUGUGGUCCCUGGUGAGAGCUAUAGUGCAGAAUAUGCAGUCUUUGAGACGGGUGCCCGGCACCCAUUUGCCCAGGCAGUGGGCAGGAAUAUAGCCAAUCCCACAGCCAUGCUGCUGUCGGCUUCCAACAUGUUGCGGCAUCUCAAUCUUGAGUAUCACUCCAACAUGAUUGCAGAUGCAGUGAAGAAGGUGAUCAAAGUUGGCAAGGUUCCCAGAACAUCUGCUCCCUGACAUCCCUGCCUCCCUCUCAGGGCUGUUCUUCACCUCCCUUCUCUUGGCUGUUUCAUCCUCUUGAUCUCUUUUGCCUCUUAGAUCCCAUCUGCUGUUCCCUCUUUCCUGCUCCAUCCACUGCCCUUUUCAUGGGCCAUCUGAAUGCAGAACUUGCAGCUCUCCUUGGGGGUGGAACAGCAAGGGAUACAGGCAGGCUGAAGCAUCAGCUUCACCUUCACACCCAUCUCCUUUCCACUGCGAUUCUUUCCUUCCACCUGGUCUUGUCUCUAUUUCUUCCAAGGAAGGUAGCCACAUCGCGCCUCUGAUCUGCAUUUCCCAUCAUCUUUGCCUGCCACAUCGCGCCUCUGAUCUGCAUUUCCCAUCAUCUUUGCCUGCUCAGCCUCCUGUCCUGCUCUGGCUGCAGCACAGCUAAUAGUGGCUUAAGAGGAGUGGGCAGGUCCAUGUGCUUCCCAACCUGGCUCCUCCUUCCAUUCCUGUGCAUUGCCUCUUUUUUCUGGCUGUCACGCAUUCUUGGAUUCCAUUUCCUCAAUCACAUUGCCCUACCUCCCUUCAUGGGCUCUCUUUUCUCCCUCCCCACGGCUGUUGCCG